AUGGCAGCCCCGCUGACGGCGAUGCUGCUGCUCGCGGGGGCGUACUACGUGACGCGGCUGGCGCCCCGGGUUUCGCAGCGAGUCGCGAUGGCGCAAGGCGGAAUGGGGGCCACGCAGGCCCUCCAUGCGCACCAGUCGUAUCGCCGUCACGAGUCUGGCUUUGCGGCCACCAUGUCGGAGCGGGAGGCCUUGCUGCUGCUUGGCUUCCCGGAGGAUGUCGCCGAUGGAACUCGCGCCCGCCCCUCGGACCAGCAGGUAAAGGAGCGCUACUACGCGCUGAUGAAACACUUGCACAGUGACGUGAGUGGCAGUCCAUACAUCGCCACGAAGCUUAAUGAGGCCAGGGAUGUACUGUCGCGGCGAUGA
Messenger RNA from Trypanosoma conorhini, 366 nucleotides. Its product is annotated as DnaJ like protein subfamily C member 19. Bases 1 to 366 code for a protein of 121 amino acids. The transcript has a single exon. Gene Ontology annotation, biological process: protein import into mitochondrial matrix. Gene Ontology annotation, molecular function: ATPase activator activity. Gene Ontology annotation, cellular component: PAM complex, Tim23 associated import motor. The record is from RefSeq and is a predicted model, not a curated record. Lineage: Eukaryota; Euglenozoa; Kinetoplastea; Trypanosomatida; Trypanosomatidae.